This is a messenger RNA of Trichechus manatus latirostris (Florida manatee), 1712 nucleotides long. It is a transcript of the gene RAB19, whose product is annotated as RAB19, member RAS oncogene family. NCBI's taxonomy places the organism in Eukaryota, Metazoa, Chordata, Mammalia, Sirenia, Trichechidae. The record is from RefSeq and is a predicted model, not a curated record. Gene Ontology annotation, molecular function: GTPase activity; GTP binding. The transcript is spliced from 4 exons. Gene Ontology annotation, cellular component: Golgi apparatus. Bases 36 to 686 code for a protein of 216 amino acids. Gene Ontology annotation, biological process: vesicle-mediated transport.
GGCCACUCUGAAGUCUGCUCCGGGCGACCAGAGCCAUGCCGUUCUCCAGCGCAGCCAGGGCAUCAGAGGAGAACUUCGACUACCUGUUCAAGAUCAUCCUCAUCGGGGAUUCCAACGUGGGAAAGACAUGCGUGGUGCAGCACUUCAGGUCCGGGGUCUACACAGAGACACAGAACACAAUUGGGGUGGACUUCACCGUGCGCUCCCUCGAGAUCGACGGCAAGAAAGUGAAGAUGCAGGUGUGGGACACGGCGGGCCAGGAGCGCUUCCGGACCAUCACCCAGAGCUACUACCGCAGCGCGCACGCUGCUAUCAUUGCCUACGACCUCACGCGGCGGUCCACAUUCGAGUCCAUCCCGCACUGGAUCCACGAGCUCGAGAAGUAUGGUGCGGCCAACCUGGUUGUGAUGUUGAUCGGAAACAAAGCAGACCUGCGGGACCAGCGGCAUGUCCUGUUUGAGGACGCCUGUACGCUGGCCGAGAAGUACGGGCUCCUGGCCGUGCUGGAGACGUCAGCCAAGGAGUCCAGGAACAUAGACGAGGUCUUCAUGCUCAUGGCCAAGGAGCUCAUUGCCCGCAACAGCCCGCACCUGUGUGGGGAGGCCACCCUCAGCAGCCUGCCCCUGGACUCCAGCCCUGUCCUCAUGGCCCAGGAUCCGACUGCGGAGACCCACUGUGCCUGCUGAAUGCUCCCAAGGCUGGGGGCCUGCCAGCGGGGCCGCCUCUGAGGCCACAGGCAGCUGGUGCCCCAGCGUCUACAAGAAAAUGUGCUCCAGCCUUGCAUCCCACCAGCCUCGGCCCACACCACUAGCCACAGCUGCCGGCUCUGAGGAGGCACAGCCCCAUUCCCUCAGUUUCGCCCAGUGAAACCAGGGCUGGACGCAGGGCGUGAGGGGUCCGGAUGUUCUUCUCCUCCUUCCCGGUUCUGUCCCCCAACCCUUCACCUGUUCUCUGCUGAGUUGUGUUUCUCACUUGAAAAAGAGGGUAAGACAAGGAAGGAAGAGAAGGGGAAUAGCAAGAGGGAGGAUGGGAUGUUUAGAACAUUCUGGAAGAGUUCAAAACAGCUUGGGCAUGGGAGAGUGGGGGAACCCGCGUGCUGUUAGCACUCUGCUUCCUGACAAGUCAUGCUGGAAAUGGGUCCUUGACACAAAUGCCAUCUCGCCAAACGGCCAGGAGUCCCGUAUGGUGACAGAACUGGACAUCACUGGUCCUAGCUGGGUGGGUCUGACCACCCUCCUAGAAUGUGGGAGAGGCGUACCAUUUCCUUCUAAAACACCAAAUUGUCUGCUGGACCAGAAGUCAUUUCUGAAAUGAAAUGAAAUUGGCUCAUUGCUGAAUAUCAAACCCACAUUUCUCCUUCUGUAGAAGCUGUCAGGGAGAAGCUGGUACCUUUGGGGGCAGAGUAACUCCUGCUUCCAGGACUCAAAAGUCAGAGGCGGCUGGGAAGGCAUGACGUCCCUUGGUGGUGCAGUCAGUGAACACGCUGGUCUGAGAACUCAAAGGUUGGAGGUUCGAGUCCACCCAGAAGUGCCUUGGAAGAAAGGCCUGGCGAUCUGGUUCUUCCCUCUGCCCUAAGUCAUUCUAGUCUUGCCUUAGACAUUUCUUAGUCCCUAAGGAGUCUUUUGGGGCCCUGGUGUUGCACUGGUUAAGAGCUUGGCUGCAAGCCCACGGGUCAGCAGUUCGAAUCCACCAGCCACUCCUUGGAAACCCUA